Molecule: messenger RNA, 11376 nt
Organism: Schistosoma margrebowiei
Lineage: Eukaryota; Metazoa; Platyhelminthes; Trematoda; Strigeidida; Schistosomatidae
Source: the annotation of a GenBank genome assembly
UUAAAACCGAUAUACAUUUUGAUUGACAGUGAAUGAAUCUCCAAAAAAAUAUAUUUGACGACCUCGACAAUUUACACUCAAAAUUAGACAUUCUCAUAAGAUAUUCCAAGAAUGAUUUCCGUUUGGCAAAUGUACUUACAUUUCGCACCGAGUUGAAGUUAUUUCAGGACUACUGCCAAAGAAUCCUGGGACAGAUUGAACUAUGGAUAAUAAACUUUUUGUACACCAGUAGUCCGUAUAAAGAAAUUAGUUUUUGGAUUGAAGACACCAGUGAUUUUGGAAACACUUUUAAGAGUUUCAUAAAGUCACUCGCUAUGUUGCAGAAUAUUAUUGAAUCAGCAUGCAAACUCAUUUCUACUACAAACAUAAGUAAUGUGACAUCAUUUGAUUGUGCGCGGCAGGAAAAAAUGUAUUCUUUUGAAAAUAUUCAAGAAAGAAUCAAUUCUCUACACUUAGAUUAUUUUUAUGAAAAGUCUAAAACUGAUGUGAUUAGUUCAAACAGAAGGCGAUUUUAUCUUCAGUAUACAAAGCUGAUAGAAACAUUGGAUUUGCACGAUAACUACAGUAGUUCUCCCAACUUGUUUUAUGGAAAUAAGAACACAACAAAAAACUCCAAAGUAGAUUUACAGUACGAUGGCUAUAUUUCUAAAAUGAAGUAUACAUUGUAUAUUGUUUGGAAUCUAUUCACUGAUUUUUACUGGUUUUUAUUGGGUUCGAAAUUGAUCAGUCUUAAUUCUGAUUUAAAGAAUAACAAUGAAAUAUACAAUAAAAAAGAUAUGAUAGUUAUUCAAGCUAAUCAUAAACAAAGAAUAUUCAACAAUUUAUUAGAUCAUCUAACAUGUUAUCAAUGUGUUGUAUUACUCAAAGAUAUUCAUUUAAAAUAUAUACCUUGUAAUUUAAUUACAUCUUAUAAUGUUAAUUAUGUGCAUCACAAUUUAAAUUUAAUGAGAAAUGAUGAGAAUAAUUAUAUAAGCAAAUUUAUUAUUACCAAUAAUACUGAAGCAUUUAGCAAACAUUCCGAAUGCCUUUGUUCAAUGUUUGUAAAAUUGGAUAAAAUAUUUAAGAGUUUGAAAAGUAAACAAUAUAACUGUAUGAUUGGUCUAAAUAUGGAUCCGACAGGUUUCUGUUCACCUGUAGAAAUGUAUACAACCGUUUUAAAUAUAACAAUCGGCAUUGAACAUGCAACACAUGCAAAGAGGCUCAGCAGUAAUAAAUGUCAUGAAAAAUAUUACAGUACAAGUCCAUGUCAUUUUAUUUCAUACUAUCGCAGUGAAUUAAUUAUAACUAUUCAAAGCAAAUCACACUUUUUGAAGUGUACUGGAAAGGAACUGGUUAAUUCAGCCAUCUCACAGGAUCAAAACGAAUUAAUUCAUAGUGAACAAAACCAACAAGUGAACAAUGGGUGUUCCUAUAGAACAUCUGCUUAUUUCAGUUGGUUUAGACAUCAUGUGAUUCCUCUCUCUUUGCUUGAUGAAACUAUUGCAUCCAUUAAUGAUGAUAAUGAUCUCAAUACAAGAAAGUGGGAUAUGUUUAUUAUCUGGCAAGGUCAACUAAAUACACCACAUAAUCAUGAUCAAAUAAAUUUUGAACAAUUAGAUAUUUCCUUUGAUCAUACAAACAAGUCUGUAUCUAUGGCAUCUUUCCAUAUGGAUCCUAAUAUCACUACUAAUACCUCACAAAUAGAUGAAGGUGAUACUUCUGUUGUUGCUUAUGAGGAUAAUGAAGAUGCUGAUAACACUGAAAAUGAUAUUACACAAAUGAAUGAUAAAUUUUCACCAGUCUCAACUAUUUCAAAUCUCCUACACAUUGACGAUAAUAAAUAUUAUGAAGAUUCAGCUUAUCAAACAUUGUAUGCUGAUGAUAAUAUCGAUCAUAUAAAAUGGGAAACACAAUCUAUUAUUGAUUCUCAUGAAACAUUUGGUAUUUUAUCAGAGGUAUCUUCUAUGCAGAUAAAACAAAUUCCAAUUGAUCAUGAUGCUCAGUCUUUACUGGAUUCUGACAAUACAGAUAAUAGUGUUGUUUGUAUGAAAACUAAUUUACCAAGAACUGAUAAAUGUGACGAUGUUAUUAAUAAUAAUAAUAACAAUAAUAAUAGUAAUAUUAAUGAUAAUAAUAAUGAGGAAUUGUCCAUCCUAUCAGAAGAACCUGAACUCCACCAUAAUGUUGAUUGUUGUAACUCAUCUCAGUCUGAUUACAAUGUAUUGGAUUCAAUAACAAGUUCCCUAUACAAUAUAAAUGAUACUAAUAGUAAUAUUAAUCACAUUAAUAAUAAUAAUAACAAUAUAAACGAAAUGGAUUCAAGAGAUAAUCACAUGGUGGAAUGUAAUAAUCAUCAUGAAUUAAUGAAUAAUGAAGAGUCACCAUUCAUACAAUUUAAUUUCAUUAAUUCAUCUCUUACUCAAUUGGAAAAUAGAUUAAGUCGUAUUUCACUGGAACUUGAAGAAAUGGAAACAAAUGAACAACUUAGUGAUGAAUAUAUCAAAGAAAUUGACAAUAUUUUCCAAUUAUUACUUUUGAUUAAGAAAGAUACUUCACAAAUUGAUUACAUAAUAUCAAGUUGGAAUAUGGACAGAUGUUUAUCAGAGAGUGAUGAUUAUGUAACUCCUAGUACUAUAACUAUUUUAUAUAAUGAGUAUACUGAUCUAUCACAGUUAACUGGAAAAGUAGAACCUACGUUAGAAAUGAGUCCAGAAGAGAAUUAUCAGGGUCAUAUUGCUACACGUUUAUCAACAUUGAAAUGUUUACGUGUUGAUUUGAUGAAACGCUGUGAUAUGUUAGUUGAACGCCUAGAGAAGCAAACAAGCAAUUCUGCAGUAAAUAUAAAUGAAGAACUUGAUUUUAUCAGUCAGAAUUUAGUUUCACUUGCUCAUAAACUUGACGAUCCUGACAAUAAUGACUCAUCAAAUGAUACUGGUCCGUCAACAAUUGCCAAUAAACUAGAGAAACGGAUUACCGAUUUACAAGAAAUUCAAAAAGAAUUCACAUAUAUUGAAGAGAAUUUACGAAGGUUAAAGUGUACACCAGCAACGGAUUCAUUAUCUUGCAAAUCUAUUGCCAAACUUGAUUGUAUUGAAAAUGAACUAAAUGACAUGCAAAUUAAUUUACGAAACCAGAUAAUAUAUUUGAAUAAUUUUCACAAACAAUACAGUAAUUUAACAACUGCUCUUCAAGAAGAAUUCAGUUGGAUGAAACAACAAGAGAAUGACUUAAAUCUAAACAAUAUACGGUCAGAAUCAAAUGGUCCACAAGCGAAUAAUAAUUAUGAUAAUAAUACUGGCCAUCUAGAACAAGAUAUCACUGUUUUAUAUAAUCUAAUUGUCAAAUUAUCACAAUAUUAUCACCAUAAACUUUUACCAAUGUUGGAAAAUUAUGAUAAAUUAAUGAGCGAUGGUGUUAGACCACCAGGAAUAAUUACAUCUAUAUACAAUGCUGAAGAUAAUGUAUACCUAUCAGUGAAUAUUUUUAAUUUAUGGGACAGAAUAACUAAAGAGUUAAUGCCAAGAAAAUUCCAUGAAUUGAUCACUAGAUCAUAUGAACAAAUAACUAGAAACUUAACAUCAACUUUUCAUUGUCUACCGACUUUACAAUCAUUUGAACUUUUAUUUCCAAAUGGUAAUUUACCCAACUCGAAUUCUCUUCAUUGUCACGUAAAUAUCAUUUCAGAUCAUAUCAAUAUUAUUCAAGGUGAAAUUGACUGGUUGCAUAAAUAUAUUGAACCGAUCAUUAUGAAUGAAGAUCGACUUAAUUUAUUCACAGAUACUAUUGUUAAUACUACUGAUACUACUAAUAUUACUAAUAAUGAUAAUAAUAUUGGCAUCAGUGAUCAAAUUGUAAAAUUCUAUGAAGUUAAUCAACAUCUAACACAAUUACUUAGUUAUUUUACACAAAUUUAUCAACAUUUAUCUGUUUUCUACUUACCGACUAUGGACAGAUAUCAUCAGACAAUUGAUCAUGCAUUGACUUAUAUUAAUACUACUCAACAUCAAGUAGAAUUACUCCGAGAACUGGCAAUAUCAAUCAAGAUUAGUGACAAGGAUGAUAAGGAGGAUUGUGAAAGUACUAAUUACGACGAUGAACAAAAUGAGAAUGUAGAAUGUGCUCUAAUUACUUAUGAAAAGUUAGAAAAUCUAUGUACUGGAAAAGAACAGUGUUUGGAACUAUUGGAAAAUGUUCAAAAUAACCAUCGAACUUUUAUUGAUGAACUUGUAAAUAUGGUCAAACAAAUUCAAAUUUCAAUUAAUGAAGUGAUAAAAUCCACUGAGAACAGUCAAGAUUAUCCAAAGACGACGUCAGCAACAACAAUACCAGUCAACGCAAUAACAGCCGGUACUUAUUUGUCAAAACUACUGGAUCCUAUUGAAUCAACAUCACAAAGAUUUGUGUAUUUUAUUUCAGAAAUUCAAAAGAUAAUCUCUGAAUAUGAUCAGUUGAUUAUUCAUACAAGUACAAGACAAAAGUCAAUGCCUCAAGAAUUAUCUGUAAGUGAGAAUACACUGGAUACAUUAGAUAUACAGGAUUCGGAAUUGUUUCAGGACGCUUUUAUACCAUCAGUUAAUAAUUAUCAACACCAUUUUAAUGUAUUCGACAAACAAUAUGAAGAAUUAUUAAAUGAAUCUUUGACAAAUUCUUGGUCAGUUGUUCGUGAUCAUUCCCAUUUGAAUGAUGAGAAUCAAUUGAUGAAUGGACAAACAUUACUAGUCAAUAAUUUAUCUCAAACAAUGAUUCACAGUUGUGAUUCAAAUGAAAGACGUAAUACAGAAGUAGUAAUUCUGAACAAUAUCUUAAAAAAAAUAGAUAGUUUAGAAAAUAAUCUUAAAUUAUCCUGUUGUAAUAUAAUGAAUGAUGACCUGGUAAAGAAUAGAAUGAGUCAAGUGAGCGAAUUACGGUCUGAUGUAAUUGACAAAUUAAAUCAAACAAUUAAGGAAAUUGAACUAGUGCGAAUGAGCAGUCAACAAAUAGAAUAUGCUCAAGCGAAGUUGAAUGCUAUAAAAUCUACAUUUAAACAAUCAAGUGAUUUAUUUCAACAUACCGUAAUCUUUCAAAACGAGGCUGAAUUGGUAACGAAUAUAUUUGAAACAUAUGGUGAUUUAAUUAAAAAACGAUUAUCUGAAACAAAUCAAGUAAUUGACAAGCUUCAAGAAUUAACUGAUGAAACAAAUUCUACUAAUCCAGGUCGUUAUUUACUACAGAAUUUUAACUUUGAUGACGAAAAUGACAUAUUUCCAUUUGAAAUUACGCAUAUCGAAAAUAACCAAUUGGUAGAUUCAUUAAAUUCUGAACAAAAUAACAUAUCUCUAACAUAUUUUAAUAUUCCUUUAUGGUAUGAACAAACUAAGGUAAAUGAUGAAGUGAUCAAUUUUCUGGAACAUAUAAAAAAUCAACGUGAACAACUAUUAUUUAGUUAUGAAUUAUCACAACGUCUUGCUAUAUGGUUAUCAGUAAUACAUCCUAGAAUGACCAAAUUGAAAGUGAAAUUUCAACACUUAAGUGUUAAGUCAGCUAAUUUAAGUGGCAAUAAUGAUCUGUGCUCACAUUUACAUGAUGUAACCCUGUAUAGACUUGAACUUUUCUCUCAGCUACCAAUGUUUCAGUGCAUCCUCAAUGACGUCAAUGAAUUCAAAGAUGUAAUAUUCCAUUUAAGUGAAGACUAUACAUCAGACAAUGAAAUCGAUCGUAUUGAACAAACAUUUUUCGCCUGUUUCAAUAAAUGUAAACAUGAAACUUCAUUAAAUAGAUCAAUCAUUCAUUACACUGAACAGAAAAUAAUGACAAUUAUAAAUGAUUUUAAUAACUUUCUUACAGAAUCAUCUGUUUAUCUAUCAGCUAUAAGAAAUCGACUCAUUGAAACAAAUCAGAUUUCAACAGUUCUAAAUGAAUUGUCAAAUUUGCUAGAUGAAUUCAGUUGUUUAGAUGAGAGAUUUGUAAAAGAUUGUAUGAUAGACGAAGAAGAAUUUCCUGUUCAUUGUACAGAAAACAAUUUAUCCCUUGUAAAAAACGUAUAUUUAAAUAACUGGACGAAAGUAAAAAUUCUAGAGAUGUGGCAUAAUGAAUUAAAAUCUAUACAAACUCUACUUAAAACUAUUUCAAAUGAUCAUUGCUUCGAUACUGUUACUGCUAAUAAUAAUAAUAAUAAUAAUAAUAAUAAUAAUAAUAAUAAUAAUAAUAAUAAUAAUAAUAAUAAUGAUAAUAAUAAUAAUGAUAAUACUGACAAAAUGAAGAUCGAGAAUGAUGUAAAACAAUUGAAACUGAAAAUUGAACAACAAUCUUACCAUUUAACAAAAAAGAAAACUGAACUGACCAAUAAAAUAAAUCAGGAAAACAAACUACAAUCUUCGAUUACUGCUUAUUCUGUUUGGUUAAGUCAACUGAAUGAUAAGUUAAUAAAACUUGCUAAACCAAAUAAUUUAACGUUGGAUACAGUGAACAGUACAUGGAAAGAAUUUAAGGAUUGGAACUUAAAAUCACUAAAUGAAAGUAAAUUACGUAUCAAUAAUUUAAUAAAACAAUUACCUAAUUCAAUAUUCAAUGAUAUUUUUAAACAAGACAAAACUUUAUUCACAAAUAUUGAAGAUUACAUUUUCAAUAAUAUGAAUAUAUUCAAUGAAUUAUAUCAUCAAAAUUCAUUAUUAUUAUUAUUAUCAUCAUCAUUAAGAAACAAUAACAAGAUUAAAUCUCAUCUGGAACUAAAUAUUCUACGUAUAUUAAGACAAUAUAUAAAAUUUCAAUUACAAAGUAUAGAAUCAAUGAAAUUAUGGAAAGUUCAUUUGAAAUUUAUCAAAUACUUUAUAAUAAAUAGAAAACAAUUACAAUUAUUAUUGAAUGAAAUUCGUGGUAAUUUAUCAAAACUUUAUAGACCAUCAAAAUUAGUUGGAUGUUGUACAGAACAAUUAAAUAGUGUAAAGAAUGCUAUUCACCAACUGAAAACACAUGAAAGAUUAGCAAUUAAUCUUUAUAAUUCUCUACCAUUAAUCAAAUCUCUAUGUCAUCCUAUAGAAGUAUCACAAACAGUAGCUACUAUUAAUACAAUGAAACACAAUUUUACAAGUCUCAUGCGUCGAGCAAUAGAACGGCGAAAAAUUCUUACUCAAGCAUUGAAAGAAGAUACUAAGUUUGAUGUAGCGUAUUAUAGUUUAUUAAAUUGGUUCUUAACCAAACUGGAGAUACUCGAGGCCUUUGAAACACGUACAGUAUAUGAUGAAAACAGUCAGUUGUUACUUAAAACUUUGCAUAGAGAAUUUCAUGAACAACAAUCGGAUUAUCAUUUAGUGAUGAGAAUGGGUAGUAAUCUACGUGAACGUUGUACAUGUACAGAUCCAGAAAAGAAUAUUCUAAAUGAGAUGCUUGAAAAACUUCAACUUGUCAAAGGAAAUUAUGGGAAACGUCUGUCGAAAUGUCAAAUUCAACUUAGUGAAAUGUUAAUUACAAAACGGAAUCCUAAAUCCGCUCUAUCUCGCUUAAAUGAAUGGUUACAAAUGAUCGAAGAACAUUUAGGCAUUGAAAAUACUCUUAACAUUAAACAUACUACUAAUACUUGUACCACUACUGUCAGUAGUUCUAUUAAACCAUUAGAAAAUGAUCAAAGUGAAGCCGACAAUUCAAGUCACUUAUUAUCCACUAAUGUUACAGGAUUGUUCGAUAAUUUAGCUGAUCCAGCUCAGUACACGAUGACUACUUUCAACCCUAAAGAGUAUGAAAACAUUGCUUCUGUUUUGGGUGAUAUAAUUUUCGUUCAAUCACUAAAUUCAAAUCAUUUGAUCUUAGCUGAAGAUUUACGAGAACAUGAAAAAUUAUAUCAGAUACUUGUAAAAAAUGAUCACAACAAUAAUGAUGAGUUCAAUAAACUUACACAUCGUUUUAUACGAUUAAAACAAGCGUUCAAUCUACGUGAAAAAUGUCUUCAAAUCGCUGCCGAUGCUGCCUUAGAACUAAAUAAAAACUAUUCGAAUUUAAUUAGUUGGUUAUUAGAAGUAACCAAUAAAUUGAAUAAUAACGAAAUUGAACUUGCUUACGUUACUAAAAAUAAGGAAACUGUCUUACAAAAACAAACAUUGUUUUUCCACUCCACUGAUGAAUACAAGAUUAGAUUGAACAUGUACGCAAAAAUACAUCAUCAACAAAUCCACAUAUAUCGACCAAUAUUCAAUCAUUUUGAAAAUGUAUUAAAACGUGUACUUGCUAAGCCACAAGUAGAUAAACAUGAAGAACAGAAUGUUUCUGUUUACUGUUACUCUAAAUGUCGAAGGCAAUUCAUUAUUCAAUAUAAACAAAUUGUGAAUUUAUGGCAUAAACUCGAUCAAAGUUUACAAUGUUUGCGAUUUCAAUUAUUGUCACAACAACAAUCGGAACAUGCACUCAUCCAUGAUUUAAUUGAAUUCGAAUGUGAAGAACAAUGGGUUGAUGAACAAACACUUCAACUGAAUGAAUUAUUGACAAUAGAUGAAACGAUUUUCCAAAAUCUAUCUAAACAAAUAAUCCCAAUUGACUUGAUUGGGUCGACUGUGGAACAAGAUACUCAAGUAUUGGCGAAUAUUAAUUGUAGUAAUAGUAGUAAUAGUUUAGUUUUGGAUUCAGAAUGUGAUCAUGUAAUUCAUAAUACAAGUAGUUAUGAAUUGAAAGAAUGCGUUUCUAACUCGGUAAAUCAUGAUGAUCAUGAAGAAGAUGAUAAUGUUGCGGAUGACCAUGACUGUGUUAUUGAUGGUUCAGUUGAUGAGGGAAUAUGUAAAGAUUUAGAAGUGCGAAUCACUUUUGCAAAAGAAAACUUUGAAGCCAUAAAAAAUAGAGAACAGAAAAUUUGUGAUUGUAUAAAUGCUUAUCGGAACCUUUGUGAAAUUAUUACUGAUAAUGGAAACAGUAGUAUAAAUAAUCUCCCUUCUAUUGAUGUUACUGAACAAUAUUCACCAAAAAAGGAAUUGGUCAAUGAAAAUUAUCAUAAUGAUUAUUCUUACGAAUCUUUUACUACCGAUUCUGAUCAGGAUAAUUGUGAUAGGGCAAACAAAUUGAAAACUUCUUAUUACAAUCUAUUGAAUCGGUCUAGUCAACGAAUUAAACAAUUGGAAUGCUAUCAUAAAAAAUUACUUGAGCACAAUCUUUUAGUUCAUUUCAAUUUCGACCUGUGGAAGCAGGGGUACUUACAGUGGAUUGCAAGUCGUCAUUAUCGACUAAGCGACAUAUUUAACCCUAAAGUCUUAUCGACAUUACGAACUGACAGACAGCUAUCAAACAUAUCCACCAAUAUAGAUGAAGUGAAUUCUGAUUUAUUCAAAUGUCCAACACGAUUAUCUAAUGUAUCUAAGAAUUCCCAGUCAGUUUAUACUUCGUCUAAUAAUAUCAAACCCCAAUUAUCUAACAGUCGUUCAUCACUCAUCCGAUCGAGUAUCGAAUCAUUACAACCGCUCUCUGAUAACAAACAUAAACAAAAUGUCAGUCAUAAACCAGAUGAAGUAAACUGUUCACAAUUUAUACAAGCAGUUCUACAUGGUAGACCAACACAUGAUUGGGCAAAUCCUAUUUUCAUCAAAUCUGCAUUUUAUACAAUUGACCAAGCAAAAAAAGGCAUAGUUACAUGUCAUCAGAUUAUUGAAGCAUUAAGUCCAAAAAAACAGCAUAAACCUCUACCAACCGAUAAAUUAAUUGAACAUGCAAUAGAACAAGAAACUAGUAAAUGUAUUUGUCAACCGAAAUUUCAACCGAGAAAAAUUGGAAAGGAUCGAUAUUGUUUUGGAUCCAGUUCACGAGUUUAUUUGGUUCGCUUCUUGAAUAGUACAACGAUUGUGCGAGUAGGAGGUGGAUGGAUGAGUUUAAAUGAAUUCUUGGAUUCACGUGAUCCAUGCAGAAUUACCCAUAAAACAAGUCAUUUUGGUAUUACACCUAUAAAGGCUAAUCUAAUGAAUACAAAUUCCAUAUCAAAACGUGAAAGUAAUUUAGGAUUAAUUAAUGUAACUCCAAUUAAUAAAUCACGUCUUACUACAUUAAACAAUAUGAACUCUAAAGAACAAAGAUCAUUUGUAUCAACUCCUUUAACAAAUAAGGAUUGUGACAUGAAAUCACUGAAUUCAUCAUAUGAGAAUGAAGCAUCAAUCCAUAAUAACUCUUCAUUACUAAAACAAACUGUUCCAACGAAAACUACCAACUUCAACAGGGCUACUACUACACGAACAAGUACUAUUAAGAAGAUAAACAAAUGAUCAUCUGUAAAUUGAAUUCGAACUCACUAAUCCAUCCCUGUGAACAAACAUUUUUUUUGUUUUGUUUUGCAUUUCUUUUUUUUCUCGAUUUUCAUAAAUGGAUUACAUAACAACAUUUGUUUGCUUAAUUAUUCAGCAUACUGUUGUUGUUGUUGUUGGGUUUUUUUAAUUUUUGCAUAAACAAUUUUAUAAUAGUCCUUCAUGUUUACCCCGGUUUGUUUAUAUCAAUUAUUCCGAUCUAAUAAGCUAAGAUCAUUGUUGUUUUUUUUAAUUUUUAAUUGAUCACUAAUCGUUUUGAUGUUCCUUCUCAUGAUUUGAUGUUCUGGAAGUUUUGAAUGGUUUAAAAUGUGUUACUUUGCAACUUGCUAGCAAACUAUGAACGGUUCAACAGUUUGAUAAAAUCAUUUUACUAGUGUUUACAUUCGUCUCCUUUUUUUUAAAAAUAAAAAUGUUUUCUAUAUCAUUCCAUAAAGGUUUAUUUUGUAUAAUGCAGAAACUCAUCAAUUUGCAUGAACCUUUUAUACAUGCACCUCGACAACAAUCAUUUGCAUGAAUACAUGGACUAUUAGCUUGUGCACAUUGAACACAUUUGCCAGUAGCAGAACUUUUACGAUUACAUACCCAAUCUCUUCCACAGCAUGGACGAAAUACUGUACAUACUGUUUCAGGUUCUGAACAAAAUGAUAAAAUUCCACCUGUUAAAUGAGAGAAAAAAAGUGCCAUAAAAAUAUCUUUUAACAUGUAUAUUAUAAAACUAAGCUACGAUUUAAAUUUUGAUCAAUACCAUUAACAGAAAAAAAUACAUGGCAGAAACGUUUAUACAUUGAAAAGUCAACUUGACUUUACUCCUAGUGUAGUGAACAAGAACACGAGUGGGGAUCAACCGAAUGUAUUUGAGCGCGAAAUUACAAAAUAUCUCACUAAAAUCUAAGAACCAUAUAAUGUCUCAAACUUGACUGUUCCUUUUGAAAAUCUCAAUCCAUUGUCUCAGUUUUCACUGUUUGUGCAUUUUCAUAUCGAUCGCUUUCCAUUCCCGUUGUUUCCUUAUCGAUCUUUUACUGGAAUACAUUCUAUUCCUGACUAUCGUUAUAUUCUACUUAUGUGAAUGCAAGUAGCUGACACCACACCAGUAGUGUUUAGGUUAAACACAUUUUUGGAUUCUUUCAAGAUGAGAUUUGAAAUUUCCCUUUAC